Molecule: messenger RNA, 1157 nt
Organism: Botrytis byssoidea
Lineage: Eukaryota; Fungi; Ascomycota; Leotiomycetes; Helotiales; Sclerotiniaceae
Exons: 4
Coding region: 44-709 (221 amino acids)
Biological process (GO): snoRNA guided rRNA pseudouridine synthesis; ribosome biogenesis
Cellular component (GO): box H/ACA snoRNP complex
Molecular function (GO): box H/ACA snoRNA binding
Source: RefSeq, a predicted model, not a curated record
CGAUAACGCCUAAACACCCUCGAACAAUCGCCAACAUCAAACAAUGUCUUUCCGAGGCGGAUCAAGAGGCGGUCGCGGUACCGGCGCAAAUGCUGGUUUCAGUGGUGGUAGAGGAGGAUUCGGUGGUCGUGGUGGAGGACGCGGCGGUUUCCAGCAAAGAGACAAUGGUCCUCCAGCAGAUGUAUUUGCUAUGGGAUCUUUCCUCCAUGCCAGUGAAGGAGAAAUUGUCUGCGAAUCCAUCAAUACUAAAAUUCCUUACUUCAAUGCGCCAAUCUACCUAGAGAACAAGACCUCAAUUGGUAAAGUCGACGAGAUUCUCGGCCCCAUCAACCAAGUUUACUUCACCAUCAAGCCGACCGAAGGUAUCCAAGCUACUUCAUUCAAGACUGGCGACAAAUUCUACAUCGGCGGCGACAAACUUCUUCCUUUGGAGAAAUUCCUUCCAAAGCCAAAACCACCUCCAGGAGCACCAAAACCAAAGAGAGCCGGUGGUGCCAGAGGAGGUAGAGGAGGACCGAUGAGAGGCGGACGAGGUGGUGGAAGAGGUGCGCCACGUGGAGGUAGAGGUGGUUUCACACCAAGAGGUGGCAGCGGAGGAUUCUCCAGAGGUGGUGGUGGUGGUGGUUUCUCUCGAGGAGGUGGUGGUUUCACUCCUCGAGGUGGCGCGAGAGGUGGAUCGAGAGGAGGAUUCUCCAGAGGUGGACGUUAAAACGGUAAGAUAAAGAAUUGAAGUAGACCAAAUCUGGGUAUAUGGCGUUUAGGGAUAUGUUCGUUGGUACGGCUUGGGCUGCUGCGAACUUCUGUGCAAAAAUUGUACUUUCUUAGUCAAUAGUCGGUGGACGAUAGGAAAAUCAUGAAGCUUCGGGCAACAUAUUACACAUACUUUACCAAAGAGAACCUGUUCUAAAUUGAGAUCAAUCACCCGCCCGCCCAAAGAUUACAGAUCGAAAAGCCUCCAGUCACAUUACCUUCUCUAUACGUUUGGUCUUCAUCUACUCUCAACGAGACAUUCCUUUUAUCCAAAAAAACGUUCCCUGGGAGUAUCUCGAAUAUCUCGCUAGGUCUUCGAUCUUAUACACAUUUCAUGUGCCUAUCUAAUUCGUUGAUUACCAACACAAAAAUGCAUAAUCUCUCUCGCUCUCCAUUUUAUAGAAGCC